AUCACAUCUGUUUUCAGUCCAGCAAACCUCCCUUGUUUUUGGGUCAUCACAUUCACAGCAGCCAUGUUAGACCUGGAGCUCUCAAUUUCUUUGCUCCUUUGCCUUUUAUCCUUACUUUUCUUCUUCUUCAUCAUCAAUUCCAAGUCUAUUUUCACAAGCUUUUGUUCCUCCAACAAGUCCGCUAAGAGUCCAAGAUCAUACCCCCUUAUCGGCUCUUUCCUCUCGAUCUAUGCAAAUCGAACCCGACUCAUUCAAUGGACAUCAGAUAUUCUGACCAGCACAUCCACUUCCACCUUCGUCCUUCACCGCCCUUUGGGCCGCCGCCAAGUCUUAACUGCCAAUCCUUCCAAUGUUCAGCAUAUUCUCAAGACCCAUUUCCAUAUCUACCAAAAAGGCGAAUUCUUUCGAACACACAUCUUCGACCUACUUGGCGAUGGCAUCUUUAAUGUUGACGGCGAGAACUGGAAGUUCCAGAGACAAGUUGCUAGCCAUGAAUUCAACACCAAAUCUUUACGCAAAUUUGUCGAAACUGUUGUCGACACGGAGCUCUCAGAUAGCCUCAUUCCUAUCUUCUCCACCGCAGCUGCGAACAAAACUGUGCUUGAUCUUCAGGACAUUCUUCAGAGAUUCGGAUUUGACAACAUAUGCAAGAUUGCUUUCGGACACGAUCCUGCCUAUUUGCUGCCAUCUCUUCCUCAAGAAAAAUUCGCUUUAGCCUUCGAAACUGCUGUUCAAAUCAGCAGUGAAAGGUUCAGAGCCUUUCAUCCCCUGAUUUGGAAAACUAAACGGCUUCUCGACAUUGGAUCUGAGAAACAGCUUCGAAUUUCUGUCAAUGAAGUUCGGGAAUUCGCCAGAGAAAUAGUCAAAGAAAAGAAGCAAGAACUGAGAGAAAAAUUAUCGCUCGAAUCCGUUGAUCUUUUAUCACGAUUCGUUAGUUCUGGACAUUCAGAUGAAAACUUCGUCACCGACAUAGUCAUCAGCUUCAUAUGCACACCACGAUUUUUUUUUAUCAAACAUGCCUCAUUCCUUCAAAACAUUUUAUAA
Camellia sinensis is the source of this 1044-nucleotide messenger RNA. The record is from RefSeq and is a predicted model, not a curated record. NCBI's taxonomy places the organism in Eukaryota, Viridiplantae, Streptophyta, Magnoliopsida, Ericales, Theaceae.